AUGGGGGAAGAAAUCCCCUAUUGUCAACGUUCCGAUCGAAAUACCACACUGAUCCAACACCAAACAAAUUGUGAUAAUGGGGGAGAGAAGAAAUCGUUUCUGGAUCUUCUUGAUCGAAAUAUUCAACCAAAUGAAGUUGUCAAAUGGAAUUCAAGUGUAAAAAUGGCUGAUCUUUAUGCUAGUGUCUACUACAAUCGAUCACUGAUCAAAGAAAACGAUGAUCGUUUUAUUUGUCAAUGCACACAGUUGGGGACAUACGGCAAGUAUUGUGAAUAUCAAUUGAGUCAUAAUGCAACGAAGUUCAGUGAAGCGAUCAAAGCUCAAUUUGAACAAAAACUAAAUGAGGAUUCAUGGAAUACACAGCGAUACGGUGACAUUCUCUGCUAUCAAACAUUGCCUUGUGAUUCAAGCCCUUUGUGUCUUGAUUGGCGAGAGAUUUGUGAUGGUAUUCAAAGAUGUUCGAAUGGAAUCGAUGAAGAGAAUUGUGAUAAAUUGGAAUUCAACGAAUGUGAAGACGAUGAAUUUCGUUGUACGAAUGGCAUGUGUAUUGCUGAGGAAUUCUGGUUUGAUGGUGAGUUCCAAUGUAAUCUUCAAAGCCAUUCAUUAGGUUGA
Molecule: messenger RNA, 612 nt
Organism: Rotaria sp. Silwood2
Lineage: Eukaryota; Metazoa; Rotifera; Eurotatoria; Philodinida; Philodinidae
Source: the annotation of a GenBank genome assembly